AAUAUCAACACAUUAAAUGCAGCUUAUACACAAACCAACGUUUUUGAUAUGAACAUUGAACUUUUCUUGUCAAAAAAAUAAUUCUGUUUAAAGUUUUUAAGAAAAACGCCAUUACACGCGACUAUGGUCGGGUUUAAAAUCCCCUGUGUAAAAUCUUAUACAGGAAAAUGGAGAACAAAAAAAGGAAACAACAGAGACUUGAAUGCGCGUUAAGUUAAAAGAGCUGCUGCGUGAUGUAGACGGCCAUUCGGGCAGUUUUUGACAACAACGUUCGCUGCUCAAUUACUAAUGUCGUCUUGUACGCCCCCGCUGCCGACAACAUCGAUAAAAUAAGCGCUACGUGUACAGUCGCGUACGCUCUGUUUAUGUAUUUAUCAGUGUGUGUGCGCGCGUGUAUAUGUGUGUGUGCUCGGAGACCUGACGCGUCACAGCUCGCUCUGCAGCAGCCGAGGCUCCGGUGCUGAACAGUCUUUGCCGUCGCAGCAGAAAAAGAGUGGACUAGGCAAGGCUGGGUGAAUGUGGGCCAGGUUAAGGAGCGUGGCAGGAUGGCGUCCACGGGUACGCAGAUCUUCGCCUUUGUGCUUUCGCUGCUGGGCAUCUUAGGUGCCACGGUGGCCACGUUGUUGCCCAACUGGAAGGUUAGCGCAGACGUCGGCUCCAACAUCAUCACUGCCAUCUCACAGAUGCAGGGGCUGUGGAUGGACUGCACCUGGUACAGCACAGGCAUGUUUAGCUGCACACUAAAAUACUCUGUGCUGGCACUGCCUGCAUACUUGCAAACAGCACGCACCACUAUGGUGCUUUCAUGUGUACUGGCAGCAUUAGGAUUAUGUUUAGCUUCUUUGGGCUUGAAGUGCACCCGCUGGGGUGGAGGACGGCGUGCUAAACGCCAUGCUGCCAUGGCAGCCGGCGCCUGCUUUCUGACCUCUGGCUUCCUCUGCUUAUUUCCUGCCUCCUGGUACACCAAUGAGGUUAUUGUCAACUUUCUAGAUGCAAAUGUGCCAGAAAGCAACAAGUUUGAGCCAGGAGGUGCCGUCUAUGUAGCCUUCGUCUCGUCUGGUUUCCUUUUCGUAGGUGGAUCCAUUUUCUGUCUCUCUUGCUCGGGUAAGCGACACGGCCCCCAGGAUUUAAUACUGCUCCCUCCAGAUAAACUCCUCUUGCAGCAACAACAGCAUCUGCUGCAACAACAGCAGCAACAGGAGCUGCUCCAACACCAGUAUUGCUCUCUCUCACCCCUGGAUAAUAAGACUGGCUACAGCGUUCAGGACUAUGUAUAGGGGGAGCCAGACACGUGAAAUGCACUGCCACUCAACCCCUGGCUCAUGUAAUAAUGAGAUGAAAAGGCAGGAGGGACCAAGGCUUUGAAGCCUCUGUCUCCGAUUUUUUUUUUAAGAUCAGCAAGCACAAAACAAAACUGGAGUUAUUCCUCUAAAUAAGGUCUUGGAAGAGACAGAUUGUGAAUGCUGAGGGAUAAAUGGAAGGAACACUGCAGUAGCAACAGCUAAUGCUCUGUGCAAGACUGACAAAGAAAGAGAGGAAGAUGAUGAAUAAAGGCACAUAUCCAGCAUCCUAGUAAAUCUUAUUAAAGUGUUCCCCUGGGAAGGGAUUUGCAACAAAGGAAUGUUUUUGCUACUUCAAAUCCCGAAACAGCCCCCAGCACCCCCACCCAAAGUGAAGAACUUAGAAGCAAUUGUUUAGCUGCUAACAAUCGUUUGGUAACCUCUUGUUGAAUAUUAGAUGGCAAUAUGUCUUUAAGAGGCAACAGUAUGGAAGACCCUGCAUUUGGAAGAUAUGCUUUUUUACUCAUGUAAUGGUUGUGUUAAUGAAAUCUUAUUAUGGUAGCUGAUAGGUUGAUUGAUAUUCUGCAUAAGCAUGCUUUCUGGAGCCUGUGCAUAAUGCAGUGGAAUGCCUGAUGUAGACUGAAUCGUAGCCAUAUAGCCUAUGCCUAAAGAGCUGUAGUAUAUAAACCGCUGAAACUGUUUAUAGAGCGGGAGGAAAGAGUGAAUAGAGGUUGCUGGGUCAGGCAUAAAUGGGAAAUCCAUAGAGGCCGAGAGAAGACUGCCCCAUCAAGUCGUGACAUUGUGCUGUUCAACACUUUUGCCCCAAACAAUAACAAGCUACCUUUAGCUCAGUGUGCGCUGUGCACUGACUUUAUCAUGCAGACACUCGUAUAUACAUUGCUGCAUGUGUGCAUUUCACGUAUGCUGCUUCUCACUGCCAUGGAAAUGGUAUUCUACAUCCAAACACAUACAUUGUCUAGGUUAUAACUCUAUAGAUUUCAAGAAAAGGAAGGGGAUCCUCUGUGUAUUGGGCUGGAGUGCGUCAUGAAUCACUUCAGGAACAUCAGGGGGGUGGUUGGUAUUUACAGACAAAACCUUGUGUGUCAUCCUCUCUUGGAUUGGGGGAUUGUACUCUGACUCUGAAUCUAAUCUUUAGGACAUAAUCUACAUUCAGCAAUUUGGGAUAAAAAACAUACUAAAUAACGUCAAUAUAACACGUCACAAUUGUAUUUGUUAGCAUUAGUUAAUUAAUGCCAAUACAACUGUACAUGAUUGUACAUGACAUAAUUUUAUUAGCUAAUGCUGACUUUGACAUUGCUUUUGUUCAUUGCGGAUUAAUGCUAGUUAAUGCAUUAAUUUAUGUUAAAUACAACCUUAUUAUAAGGUGUUACCUUAGUAGCAUUUUCAUGGCAGUGAAUGAUUCCUGGUGAGACUGCAAUCUGGUAAUGUCAUCACUCACAGGAGAUACUCACAGACCAUUGCCAAAUAGUGCCCAAAAUCCUCAUGCUCAUAUUUAAAUAGCAAAUCUGUCAGCAGAUACACUGGACACAGACAAAAGUAGAUGCUAUCUACAUGCGCCCAAGUUAUACUGAAGGAAUAUUUUCAGUUUCAUAUACAGCAUCUGACGUAUGUUGUCCAUUACUGCAGAAAGCUUGUUUAUGUAUUCCUUUAAAUACAUUUUCACAAACAUGGCCGUGGUUAUUGACGGCGUGCCAAAAUGUGAUGCUUUAUAAACUAAGCCAGAUUAAAUUAUUGUUUGAAGGCAUGCCACAGAUGCUGUCUAUAGCUAUUAAUAUGCCUUAGGGUGCCGGUUACUACUCAUUGUCUUACUCAAAAUAUCUGUAAUAGUGUGUGGCACCCCUCUCUCCCUGAACGCUGGAUGCUGCCUCUAACAACCAGAACAACUGCAUGUCAUGUGCAAAUUUGCCAAUGCAUGAACAUACAACCCCCCCCCCCCCAAUAAGCAUGUGAGAACAUUACAACAAGCCCUUCCCUGCACCCAACUUGUGUCAAAAGUCAAGUGUGUGUUGUGUUUGGAUGUAGUCUUGCUGUUCUAUGCUGUGUAAGGAGCAAUUGUAGUAUUCUGCUCUGGCAAAAAGAGCUUUGGCAGUGAUGGAUAGCACAGCACAUACUUCCCCUCAGAUUCCCACAGGCGAGCAGAUGGCUGUGCUCGCCCCCUGCAGGCAGCAGUGGGCAUACUGAGAUGGCACAGUUGGGCAUUGUGCUGCUUGUCUAUGGCAGAAUAUGGCCUUCUCAGCACACCAUACUAGCUCCUGGACAAUAAUGACGGCCCAUGCACCAUUACUGAAUGCAAUAACCACUCUCCUCCAACAUUUCUAAAAGUAACCGUGCACCAUAUGUUACAGAAUGUGCCAAAACUAUAACUACUUUUCAAAUGUAUGUAAAAUAUUCUGUUCCGUCUGCCAAUUACAAAAGAAUUAAAAGGUGGUUCUAUAGACCACUUUGCGAAAUGUAAACACUGGUCUAGAAGCACUUCCGGUUUAAGAUUAUAUUUAAAAUCUUACAUUUAGAAUUAAAUCUUAAAGAUAUUUGUUUAACAUUUUAUAUCGGCUGUAAAUAUUCUGUUGGUUGAAUUUUGUUCAAAUGUUUGUAUAGGGGAACAGAAAGUUCUUCUGGACCAGCGUUAAACCAGUAUUGUUUACAUCAUCUGAGGUGGUCUGGUAAAAAAGAGGUUUACAGUAAAUCGGUGUGCCAAGUUUCAGGAUUUCGCUCUUAAAAUUCCAAAGCACAAUUAUUUCAGAAUCAUUGACCAUUCUGGGCAGACAAGAAAGAAUCUACACUAUUUACAAUUGUGCUUUGGGAUUUCAUACACGUCAAAGCUCUACAAAUACACCCAUGUGGAUCUUUUUAUGUUGUGGAUCUUUUUAUUUUAUGCAUCCUAUUUGUUCACUGAAAGCACUAUUCAACACCCAAGCAUGUUCACAGCAAAUCUUCUUUAUAAGAAGACAAACAUUACACCUUUAAUUGUGUAACCUCGUUUAAAAUCUAUUUAUUUUUUGUUAGCUGAAACACAUUUAAAAAUACACUAAAAUAAGGAUGAUUACCUGUAGAUAGAUAGUACUAUAAUGUGUCAAAAAGAUGUUUUGGUCAUUUUAAAGACAAACUAACAUAUUGUUAUGGUCCAGCUUGUUCAUUAGCACGAUAAAGUAAAAUGAUUUUCAUAUGACCAGACCAAAAUGAUCGGCCCUUGUUUCUGUUCAGUGGCCUUUUUUUUGCAUAUUUUGGCAAAUUUUGGGGUGAAUGCAUCUGCACUUUUUAUUUUGCAGAGGAUAUUGUUCUCAUGUUUCUGUACUGCUACUUCAGUGUGCUUGUGUAAGUAGUUAUAUUUUUUAUUAAUAAAAAUGGUCAGAAACAGUGUUAUUAUAAGUGCUAAGUCUUAUUUUAUUGCUUGCUGUUUUGAUUAGUUUUGUUAGUUUUGUUAAUGUGAAGAUAACCCUUUCAAUCCA
Molecule: messenger RNA, 4747 nt
Organism: Triplophysa rosa
Lineage: Eukaryota; Metazoa; Chordata; Actinopteri; Cypriniformes; Nemacheilidae
Product: claudin-20
Exons: 2
Coding region: 546-1277 (243 amino acids)
Biological process (GO): cell adhesion; bicellular tight junction assembly
Cellular component (GO): bicellular tight junction; plasma membrane
Molecular function (GO): structural molecule activity
Source: RefSeq, a predicted model, not a curated record